CCUCGCUCGUGGGGCAGCCAGCUGGGAGCAGCGGGCAGUGAGGCAGCCGGCCCCUCCGCCCCGGCCAGGGGGACGCACUCAGUAAACACAAAAGUGAGAGCCACUCAAGGGGCAGCCAAAGCAAGAGGAGAGAAAGAGAAGGGAAGAAAAAAAGGGUGAAAAAAAAACCCAGGAAAAAAAAAAAGGAAAAGGAAAGGAAAGCGCUCGCUCGCUCUUUCUCUAGAAUAACAAAAUACCUGAUUGUAACAAAAUAACAUCCUUCAGAAAAAAUCCAGCAGGGACUUGACAUACCAAAAAGGCAAGGCGAGGAGAACGUGCCAGGGCCCGAGGAAGGCGAGCCAAAGCCGCGAUCGCUGCCAGGGCAGGAGAGCAGCAUGUCAAGCGCCGGGGCACACACGGAUGAGCGCUGCCGGCAGCCCGCCUUCCUUCCCGGCCCGCCGCCGCCGCAAGAAGUUGAGAGUAGCAGCGGCAGUGCCAAGGUGCAGAGGAUGUGUGCGGCGAGGCGGAUGCUGCUGCUGCUGCUGGCUUUCCUGGCCUACGCACUGGAUUCAGCGGCUGCGUACGGCACGGCGGAGACCCUCUGUGGCGGGGAGCUGGUGGACACACUGCAGUUCGUCUGCGGGGACAGGGGCUUCUAUUUCAGUAGACCGGUGGGACGAAAUAACCGGCGGAUCAAUCGGGGGAUUGUGGAGGAGUGCUGCUUUCGGAGCUGUGACCUGGCUCUGCUGGAGACAUACUGCGCCAAGUCCGUCAAGUCGGAGCGUGACCUCUCCGCCACCUCCCUGUCAGGCCUGCCAGCCCUCGGCAAGGAGAGCUUCCAGAAGCCCUCGCACGCCAAAUACUCCAAGUAUGAUGUGUGGCAGAAGAAGAGCUCCCAGCGGCUGCAGCGGGAAGUGCCCAGCAUCCUGCGGGCUCGCCAGUACCGGUGGCAGGCUGAGGGGCUGCAAGCGGCUGAGGAAGCCAAAGCGCUGCAUCGUCCCCUCAUCUCCCUGCCCAGCCAGAGGCCUCCAGCGGUGCGAGCCUCCCCGGAAACGGCUGGCCCCCAGAAAUGAACCCUGACCAGCUGUCUCGAUUUUUGAUCUCCUGGGGGAGGGCGGGAGGACUGGUGAUUCCCGACCCCCAAGCCCCUCCGUCCCCGGGGCCGCUGAGCCAAGGAGCGGGCGGCGGGGCACCCUCACGCCGCUCUGGCCCCAACCAAACAACUGACACAGCAAGGAGGGGAUGGUGGCAGCAGCGGCGGUGGCGAGCAGCACCGCUCCCACGGCAUCGUCCUUUUGGGGUGGGGGGGAGGGUUGUUUCGUUUCCCACACCUGUUUCAUUCCCCCGUUCCCCCAGUAUUUCCAAGCCUGUACUUGCAAAGGGACAGUUUGGCACUUGAACUUUUUGCUGCCGGGUGCUGCGUGACAUCCCCGGUGCCAACACCAGAAGACAAAAGAAAGAGCAAGAGGGAAAAAGGAUAUGAAGUUAAAAUUUUUUUUAACCUUUUUUUCUCGUGAAGAGUCCAUUCCAUGUCUUUCUUGACAAUAAAGUGAAAAAACAAUAAAAUGGGGAGAAAUAUUGAGGGAUAAAAUUUUUUUGCCUCAUUCCCACCCCACUUUUUUCUUCUUUUUGUUUCUUUUUUUCUCUUUUGGUUUUCUUAUUUUUAUAACUUUCUUUUGCACCUUUAAACAAAAAAAUGUACCUGAGAAGAAGUUCCGAGGAGCCCCCAUCUGCGUUUUUGUGUGUGUGCUUCAUUACAAGAUUCCAAAUCGACUUGCACCUUUUUGAAAUCACCGAUGAUGUGAGAAAGAGAGGAAGAGGAGAGAGAAAGCGAGAAAGAGAGAAGGAAAAGGAAAGGGGAAAGAAGAAAAAAAAGAAAAAAGUGAGCUGAUGCUCACUUUAAAUGGAGAAGGCGUCUGCAUUGCACAUUUGCCACGGAUUUAGUUGAUUUAUAUAUAUAAUAUAUUAUAUAACUUUUUUGGCAAAAAAAGCACUAUUUUUAUGGGACAUUUUGUGUAGUAUCUGAAGAGGGAUUGUAAUGUUUAAAAUGUGUUAUGGUGCUAAAGUAAGUUGGAAGGGAAAAAACCCAGAAAUAGCAAGGGAGGGUGGGGAGGGAAGACAAGAUAGCGAAUACUGAACUUGAAAUUUUAGCUUUUCGUUUUAGGAAAAGUGUGAUAAAUGUGUUUCUUUUCUCUUCUGAAAUAUAGCUUGGUCAUGACCAUAUGAGCUAGUUGGCUGUUACUCAUGUACACAGAUGCACGCACACACAGAAAUACAUCAACACGCAUCCUUUUUUU
Molecule: messenger RNA, 2276 nt
Organism: Neopelma chrysocephalum (saffron-crested tyrant-manakin)
Lineage: Eukaryota; Metazoa; Chordata; Aves; Passeriformes; Pipridae
Gene: IGF2
Product: insulin like growth factor 2
Exons: 4
Coding region: 375-1052 (225 amino acids)
Cellular component (GO): extracellular region
Molecular function (GO): hormone activity; growth factor activity
Source: RefSeq, a predicted model, not a curated record